Sebastes umbrosus (honeycomb rockfish) is the source of this 3078-nucleotide messenger RNA. RefSeq names its product X-linked Kx blood group (McLeod syndrome) (gene xk). The transcript has 3 exons. The coding region runs from base 437 to 1870 and encodes 477 amino acids. NCBI's taxonomy places the organism in Eukaryota, Metazoa, Chordata, Actinopteri, Perciformes, Sebastidae. Gene Ontology annotation, cellular component: membrane. The record is from RefSeq and is a predicted model, not a curated record.
AAGUAGUAAUGUGUUUUUGAUACCUUCAUUUUUUUUUGCAUUAAAUCAUACCGGGAUGUUUGCUGAAAUUGAUUGGAUGUGGCACAGCCCUACCUAGAAAAUGUCCACCAGUCUCCACUGGAAGGCACUACAAAAUGUGAAUGUGGAAUCAGUAAAUCUUGUCUGCAGUCUGCAGGGGGUCUCGGGUCUCUUCUCUCUUGACAGGCGCUUUCUCGCGAGCGCACAGCGCGCUGCGUGGUGCGCCCCCAGCAGUCUCCCUGCGGGACAACACCUGACCUGACUGUGAAAACAUCCUGCCUGCCUCUACAUCGCAGAUGAGCUGCAGCGGUGUCCUCCUCCUCCGGCUGGGUGAGUGACCGACUGCCCGGUGAUCCCGGUGGUCCCGGUACGUGAUGGAUACAAGGUUCCCCUCCAGAUGGCGGAGGAGUGAGUGAGGAUGCGCCUCCCCAGCUCCAUCUUUGUGUCGGUGUCUCUGUUCACGGCCGAGACCACUGCAGCUCUCUACCUCAGCUCCACGUACCGCUCAGCCGGAGACCAGAUCUGGCAGGGGCUCACGCUCCUCUUCACGCUCGUGCCGUCCGUGCUCGUGCAGCUGACCCUCACCUUCAUCCACCGGGACCUGAGCAGAGACAGACCUCUCGUGCUGCUGCUGCACAUCCUGCAGCUCGGACCCAUAGUCAGGUGUCUGGAGGCGUUCUGUAUCUAUGGCAGUGUGGGCCGUGUGGAGGAGCCGUAUGUCAGCAUCACCAGGAAGAAGCAGAUGCCUCGCGGGGGUCAGUCUGAGGAGGUGGAGCGGCAGGUGGGGCAGGCGGAGGGGAAGCUGUUCACGCACCGAGCAGCCUUCGCCCGCACCUCUGUCAUUCAGGCCUUCCUGGGAUCGGCCCCCCAGCUCACCCUGCAGCUCUACAUCUGCGUCCUGCAGCAGGGGGUCUCCAUCGGAAGAGGCACACUGAUGGUGAUCUCCCUCCUGUCCAUUGUGUACGGAGCGCUGCGCUGCAACAUCCUGGCCAUUAAGAUAAAAUAUGAUGACUAUGAAGUGGACGUCCGCCCCAUGGCUUAUCUGUGCAUUUUCCUGUGGAGGAGCUUUGAGAUCGCCACUCGCGUGGUGGUUCUGGUUCUGUUCAGCUCCGUGCUGCAGCUCUGGGUCCUUCCCGUGGUUCUGCUCAACUUCCUGGUUUUCUUCCUCUACCCGUGGAUCCUGUUCUGGCAGAGCCACUCUCCGUUCCCUGAGAAUAUAGAAAAAACACUGACCAGGGUGGGAACCACCAUCGUGCUUUGCCUGCUCACCUUCCUCUACGCCGGCAUCAACAUGUUCUGCUGGUCGGCCGUGCAGGUGAAACUCAACGACCCGGAUCUCAUCAAUAAGUCCCAGAACUGGUAUCGCAUGGCCGUGUACUACAUGCUGCGUUUUGUGGAGAACGCCUCACUGCUUCUGCUGUGGUACAUCUAUAAAACGGACUUCUACCAGUUCAUCUGUGCCCCGCUGCUGAUGCUGCAGCUGCUGGUCGCCUACGCCAUCGCCAUCUUCUUCAUGCUCGUCUUCUACCAGUUCUGUCAUCCGUGUCGGAGGCUCUUCUCCUCCAGCAUGACCCAGGGCCUCUGGAACUGCUCCUCUCUCCUGUGUCUCAUGUGCAACUCCACUUCGCCACAGAACAGGCCGAUGGGAAAGUCACCCAGCCCCGCCGCACGCGAAGAGCCGGCUAUUGACGGAGCUCACGACACAGCCAGCGACUCAACAGACGACAUGCCUAAUGAAACGACGUACGACAUGCUAGACGAUACAAUCUAUGACACCGCGAAUGAAAUCGGCAAUAAUAUAUGUGGUGAAAUCAACGGUGACAUUAACCACAGCUCAUCCUGCAAUGCUUAAAAGCAUCACAAGUGUUUGACGUGCCAUCCAGAGGAGCGAAUGAGUCAUCACACCCUCUGUAACCUUUCAAGUGCCACAUGAAUCCCUCCGCGAGUUGAGUUUUUCAUAUAUCCAUCUCGACUCUGUUUUUCUACCACUGUCUAUUACUCAAACAAGAAGCAAAUGUGUCCUUAACUGGAGAUGCACUCUUAAAGGCUGCAGACCUACACAGUGUUCACUGCUGUGUGCAGAAGCAGAGGUGGUGCUCACCUCAUCUCAUCAGCCAACAUCCACACCUGUCAUCCUGCAGCCUUUAAUUCAAUUAAAAACAUGGACAACACCACCUUUAGUUUUGGAGACUUUGUCCACAUAUAUGCUGCAUUACUGAUCACAAGGAGCCAUGCAUUUGAAUUGAUUGUAUUUAGUAUCUCUGUUUGGCAUGGAGGUGUGCAUGUGUGGAGCCUAAGAUGAACUCCUGCAGAAGGGUGGAGGUCUGUUUUGUACAGGAAUUUUUUCUGAAACUCCCCUCUAGUCUUACGGCUGCCAGCAAACAGCUUUUUUAUUCCUUGAUAAGAGCUUUAUCAUGAAUACGCGCUGCUUCUGUGAUGUGUUUGUGCUUGACGACGAGGUGUUAAAUCUCCACACAUUGUUUAAAGAGCCUGUUCGAUCACCAAACACGUGAACUGUAAAGCACGGACGUCUCCAAGUUUAAUGUUUCUGCACGUUUACAAAAAAGGAUUUAAGUGGCUUUGGUUCAACUGUUGAGCAGCAACAGCUGCAGUGAUGUGAAAUGCUUUGUUUGGAUGUAUUUGCAUUUUUUCUAAUUCAUGCUCGUUACAUCUGUCAGCCGCGUGUCUCAUUAGUUAGAAUAUUUACACCGAGUGCACACUAACAAUCGAUUAUAUCUAACUGAAAAAAAUGUUUGGAAUUGUAACAAGUAUUUUUGCUUAUUUUCAACCUUUAAUGUAUAAUUGUGUGUGAGAGAGAGAGAAUGUCAGUUUGUUUGUUUUUGCACCUACUCCUUUUUGCAAUGUAUGUGAAGAGGGAUGACAACCUCGGGUAUCAAAUGAAUGCUCCUAAUGUUUGUACAAAUAAGAAAGAUAAGCCCAAAAAAAUAUGAAAAAUCUAUUGUACACAUCGAACGUUCUCACGCAGAGCAAGAUAAAAGGCUUUUAAAAGAUAAAAUCCUACUUAAAAAAUCAAAAUAAAUUUAUAUUUAUAUGUGAAAA